UUGACUUGACUUCAUCACAGCCUGAAACGGGCGCACGGUGGCCACUUGAACGAAAACGGGGGGAAGCUUGUUUUCAAGGACCGGCUCUGCAUUCGUCGGGAGCCCAACAUGCCGCAAUACAGAUGCUAAGCGUGGGUCGGGAACAAGCGUAUCUAACCCCCCCCCCUCCCACCAGCGGCGACAGUUACCGGCCACGCCCCGUACCCACCGGCCCGAGCCCGUACCGAAAAACGGCCGGGCGGAGACGCGACGGCGAGCGGCUUUGAAACCCAGCAGGGCGGCUAUCGGGCUCACGGCGGAGUGUCGUGCUGUUUUUUGCGGGGGGAACCAUGAGAGAGUACAAAGUAGUGGUUCUCGGGUCCGGAGGGGUCGGUAAAUCCGCGCUAACCGUCCAGUUCGUGACGGGAUCCUUCAUAGAGAAAUACGACCCCACGAUAGAGGAUUUCUACAGGAAGGAGAUCGAGGUGGACUCCUCUCCGUCCGUCCUGGAGAUCCUGGACACGGCGGGGACCGAGCAGUUCGCCUCCAUGCGAGACCUGUACAUCAAAAAUGGCCAGGGCUUCAUCCUGGUCUACAGCCUGGUGAACCAGCAGAGCUUCCAGGACAUCAAGCCCAUGCGGGAUCAGAUCAUUCGGGUGAAGAGGUACGAGAGGGUGCCGAUGAUCCUGGUCGGAAACAAAGUGGACCUGGAGGGGGAACGGGAGGUCACGUCCGGGGAAGGCAAGGCUCUGGCGGACGAGUGGAACUGCCCCUUCAUGGAAACUUCAGCCAAAAACAAAACGUCGGUGGACGAACUGUUCGCGGAGAUCGUCCGACAGAUGAACUAUGCGUCGACCCCGAACAGCAACGACCAGUGCUGCUCGUCCUGUGUCAUCCUCUAAAGAGCCACGACCGGCCCUCUUAUUCUUUGCUCCUUCUUUUAAGUUUGCGAUGUGUGUUGCAGCAAGUGUGUACUGUUGAGCUCUUCUCCGUGUCUCACCCGGGCCUUGGAGGAAAUACAGGGAGGAAUGCUGCAGGGCGACGAGAGGAGGAGGAGGAGGAAGGGAGCAACUGAGGCUCGGACGGAGGGGGCCACCCUUCAGGAAUUCUGCUGAGUAUCUUUGCUGCACGAUCAGUGUCCACCAUUGAUGUCAACGCAGUGUCACAUCCAGAGUUUUGGAAACCCCCUACCACCCCCCCACCGCCAAGCCCCCAACUCCUAACCAGCUCCAACUGUACUCACAACUGGGACUAAAACCGCUAAUGGAAAAGAUAUGGAGGGCAUCGCUUCGAGACACUCGUGAAUGGAUAUUUGUGUAUAUGGAGACACAGAGAGAGUAUAUUUUGUUAAAUAAACUGCACAGUCAGGCGCUGGUAAAGAUUCAGGGGGGGGGGGGGGGGGGGAGAUCUCCGCCCCGAUCCGUUUUGAGGCACAAAACUCCCAAAUCCGUUUUUUUCUUUUUCUUGAAAAAGUAAAAAUAAGAAGACACCACUUGUGGAAAAGAACACAACGAGGGCCACUUUUUUUCCCCUCCACCCUCUUUUUCAGCGGUCGAGAA
Gasterosteus aculeatus aculeatus (three-spined stickleback) is the source of this 1538-nucleotide messenger RNA. RefSeq names its product ras-related protein Rap-2b. Gene Ontology annotation, molecular function: GTP binding; GTPase activity. Lineage: Eukaryota; Metazoa; Chordata; Actinopteri; Perciformes; Gasterosteidae. The record is from RefSeq and is a predicted model, not a curated record. Gene Ontology annotation, biological process: Rap protein signal transduction. Gene Ontology annotation, cellular component: membrane.